UUGCCAUCGUCCAGGACGGAUGAUGCGUCCAAACUGAUAGGUCUUCUAAUUUACUUACCAGUCUUUCAUGCUCAGUUGCCGUUUCCGUUCUCUCUCUUUUUCCCUCAUCUCCUGCCCGCACUCUUUAUCAUGUUUCCGUCCAAGAGACUCUAUUUGCGAGACCUUCCCGAAACUGCCUCAGAGGACGAAAUCGAGGCGUUCCUCGCACCCUACGGUAAAGUAACUGAAGUAAAGAUCGUGUCGGGACACACCUAUGGCUUUGUCGAAUUCGCGUCUCUCGACGACGCGAGAACCGUACUGAAAACGUUCAAAGAAAAGGACUUUCUCGGUAGACGCAUCAUUAUUGAAUUUGCGCACCCGUUGCGCAAGGACGUAGCAGCUCUCGCCGAUGCCAAUGAUUUUGUCAGGCAUGAACGUGCUUCAAGAGGUGUCAUGCGAUUUCCAGUCACUGUUACCGGCAUUCCUCGUCGCAUUUGUUGGCAGGAACUCAAAGAUUUCGGGAGACUUUCAGGGCAGCAUGUCGUGUACUGCGAUAUCGACAGGAAUAACCAUACCAGAGGAUUCAUAGAAUUCUCCUCUUUUGACAAAGCAGAAAUAGCAGUCGAAAAACUCAACGGGCAAAUCCUGGGAGGUGCACCAGUCAAAGUCUAUAUCAAAAAGCCGUCCUAUCUUAGGGAAGCAAAGGAAGUUUCCUACUCGCGAAGUUCUUCUCCUGUACGGCGUCACCUCGCAUAUCUGGGCAGGGACGACAGACGUAGGGCGGCUCGUUCUCCGGGCGCCAACCGCACCCUUCCAAUGCGCUAUCCCUCCCCCAUUCACUCAUAUCCCUCCUGUUCAUCGUAUAACACGGACCAAGGACCGUACUUGCCUCGCAUUCAGGACCGAUAUCCCGUCCUGGAAUAUUCCAGAGAGUGGUGUUGUGCAUACCGACAUGAAGGACGAGACGAACCAUGCCGUGAUUAUGACUACGAUUACAACUACGACCAUUACCACCACACCGCUUCACAUCCUCCUGCGGAUUAUUAUUAUCUAUCUUCAGACUACGACGACGCCGAAUAUCGUCGGUGGUACAAUGACUCCAGAUACGCAUAUCAUUGAUUCUUCCCUCGUAUUAAUUGCUAGAACUCACUCAUCGAAAUGGUUUCCUCGUUGUCUUUCAUCACGUCAGGAAUUCGCAUCAUACUUCACGAUUGGACUCGGAAUUGUAAAGCUAAAUCACAGAUUUUUUUCAUUAUGCGUA
This is a messenger RNA of Guyanagaster necrorhizus, 1240 nucleotides long. RefSeq lists its product as uncharacterized. Gene Ontology annotation, cellular component: nucleus; cytoplasm. The transcript has 11 exons. The coding region runs from base 130 to 1098 and encodes 322 amino acids. Gene Ontology annotation, molecular function: mRNA binding. NCBI's taxonomy places the organism in Eukaryota, Fungi, Basidiomycota, Agaricomycetes, Agaricales, Physalacriaceae. The record is from RefSeq and is a predicted model, not a curated record.